AUGCGUUUGUCUUUUCUAUUUUUUCUUGAGACUCAAGCUGGGGGCAUUCUUCCUCAAGAGUCCAAACUCGACUUUCGAAAAAGGAUCAAAAGCGACUCUUCCACGUCGAGAAAAGAGCCUUACGGCGGGUGGCGAAGCUUUUCAAGAGCUUCGAAUCGAAAAGACAGCCAAGCUCUUUGUGAGAUUCGAGGAACAGGGCAAUCUGAACAAUGCUGCGACAACAUCAACAUCGAGUGUUUAGGAUGCAACCCAAGCUUGCUUCAGAUUGGAAUCCCAUGUGAUCAACAGACAUCCGAAUCAGAGCAAGAACUUAAAAGAGAUUGUUUCUGUGACUCCUCUUGCAUCAUUUUUGAUGACUGCUGCAAGGAUCAUAUUCAAAUCUGCGACCAUUUGUACGAUCCAACUCAGCCGCCAACAACAACUCCCAAAACAACCACAACAUCCACCACAACCACAACUACAACAACGACAACUACGACAACUACCACUUCUACAACCACAACCUCAACAACAACAUCAACUACAACUACAACGACAACAACAACUACAACAACAUCUACUACAACCAGUACAUCAACGACAACGACAACUUCAACAACAACUACAACAGUCCCUCCAACAACAACAACAAAAGCAAAGUCUGGCGAGUCUUGGAUCUUUCGCCGUCUCUUCAAAAACUUCCAGGGGCACCUCGAAGAUCGCUGGAUGGAAGAAUUCAAGCUUCCAAAUAUGCAAAGAAAGUACAACAAAGCGCACACUUACUUCCUCAACGCAGAGCAUAAUUGCCGUCUUGAUCUUGCUCCCUUCCCAGGUGAUGCUAACAAAGGAGAAGUGACGACUUACGAUCAUUUCUUCAAUUUUAUCGAGGAUGAAAACAACGAUUAUGGUGAUCGGAUGAGAAAGCUCAAUGUCGCCUUUGACACUUAUCUCGAAGAAUAUUACUACAAACGCGAGACAACAUCUGAGAUUCAAGGCUGCGAUGGAAAGCAUAAAAAUGUCAACCAAAAGAAAGGCAAACAAUAUCGUCUGAGACGACUGACGCGAAAAAUUGAAAAGCCGAUAAGGAAAAUUCUCAGAAGAAAGAAGCAACUUGAAAAGAGAAAGAAUCAAAGAGACUAA
Messenger RNA from Oikopleura dioica, 1119 nucleotides. The record is from the annotation of a GenBank genome assembly. NCBI's taxonomy places the organism in Eukaryota, Metazoa, Chordata, Appendicularia, Copelata, Oikopleuridae.